Messenger RNA from Ceratina calcarata, 1398 nucleotides. It is a transcript of the gene Polr2M, whose product is annotated as RNA polymerase II subunit M. Gene Ontology annotation, cellular component: nucleus. Lineage: Eukaryota; Metazoa; Arthropoda; Insecta; Hymenoptera; Apidae. The transcript is spliced from 4 exons. The record is from RefSeq and is a predicted model, not a curated record. Gene Ontology annotation, biological process: transcription elongation by RNA polymerase II. Bases 333 to 1328 code for a protein of 331 amino acids. Gene Ontology annotation, molecular function: transcription elongation factor activity.
GUAGUCUAAUCUAGUUCUAAUUUAAAGGUUCCAUUAGGUCCCGAGUGCGAAGACAGGAUUGAAAUUCAAGAAAUUUUUUUAAAAAUAGACUUGAAAAUAAAAUAUUACGUUAUCUGAUUGCAUUUCAUUUGAAAUAAUCAUUUGUUCAGUUUAUUUGGACGUAUAAACAAUUUUUCUCCAUUUGAUUCAUUACUUGGAACACCAAGGAAUCUCGGUGGUGUUACAUGCAAGUUGCAUGAUGCAACGAACUGAGUGAAACGCACGAAAGUCAAACGACAGCGCAACGGUCAUGUCGGUCAUGUGAAUCGGUGAGAUAAAGCCAAAAAAUAAACAUGAAUAUGAGCCUGGAAACGAUAAUUAAGAAGGUACCCGGAAACCUACCUCCUCCUUCGAAAAGAGAAAAUCAAGGAUAUGUUGACGAUUUAGGAAGGAAGGCUAAAUUUGAAUUGGAAGAAUUGUUAAAUAGGCAAAAUAAAAUUCUUAGUAAUAAGGCAUUUAUAUCAAAACUUCCAGAUAAGGGAGAAAAGAUUAUAGAUUUCCGUAGUAAAAUAUUAAAGGAAUUGGAACGAAGAAAUGAAAUUGAAGAUGCAGCUAAUCUUCUGUCUAGAUUAAAUAUAGCUUCUGAAGGUAAAGCUGCUAUGCAUGAAUUAGAAUGGACCGGCGAAUAUAAUGAAAGGAAAAAUACUGCUAGAGUUGUUGAACUUGAUAGCGAUGACGAAGAAGACCCUUUGAAAAUAUUGGCACAACCUACAGGAUCUGGAGUUCAUAAAAAGAAAGUUAUAAAUUUACCACCAGAAGAAAGUUUGAUCAAGCCUGAAGACUUAGCAGAAAUAGAAUCUUUUAAAGCACAACCUGCUGAGCAUGUCUCAUAUAUUGUUAACAAAAUAGAAAAAUCUCCCGAUGAAAAGGGUAACAAGAGAGAAUCGUUUAAGCCAUAUAAAACAACAAAAUCUAAUGUACACGAUCCGGAAAAAGAAAAGCAAAGAAAGUACAAUAAGCAUUGGGAAGUUACAGCAGCCACACCUCCGUUUAUAGUCCACGGUGCAGUGAAGGUGAUAAAUUUAAACGAAUCUCUGAAAUUACAAAAGGAACAAGCUGAGAAACUUCAGGAAAUUCAGUCUAAACAUGCGGCAGAAAGAUUAGCUGAACAGCUUGGACUGCACAGUAUUAAUCCAGUGAUUGGGAAUUUAGGUAGUUACCGUCUACGAGAUGAAAAGGAAUCCAAUUCUUCAGGUUCAGAAAAUGAGGAAGAGCACGAAGUGCAUGACGACGAAGAUAAUGACCAAAGGGGAACAGUUGUUUUCACAGUAGAUAGUAUAGAGAGUUAAUUUAUUUUCUACUACUAUAUUAUGUAAAUACAAUUAUAAAUAAAUUAAUAAACGUUAAAAAUUGCAGAUA